AUGGGUCACGCCUUGAUAAUUGGUGGAGGAGGAGGAAUAGGCGGAGCGUGCUGCCUUGGCCUGGCACGCCAUGGUGUUACGGGCAUGGUUGUUGCUGACUGCGACCUCGAGGCCGCCUCGAGGGUCGCAGCAGAGAGCAAAGCCGCCUCUACAGAUCCUGCAUUUAAAGCCGAGUCCAUUGAGGUCGAUGUCACGGCCGAAGAGUCCGUUGCUCGAGCGGUUUCCAAGGCCCAGCAGAUACUUGGUCGGAUAGACUGCUGUAUUAUUGCCGCUGGCAUCGGUGCGCUAGGAGCUGUGGAAAUUUCGCAGAUGGAAGCGGCAGAGUUCACUCGCUUUUUGCAUGUAAACGUCACCGGUACGUUCCUGUCGCUAAAGCAUGUCUCAGCCGCUAUGAAAGAGCAGGAAGCGAGAAGCGUCUCCGAGGCCUCGCCGGGCAGAGGAGUCACCCGGGGCGUUAUAGUCAACAUCGCUUCGGCAACUUCGCACGUGGCUCAGCCGGGUAUUGCGCAGUAUGUAACCUCAAAACAUGCUGUAUUGGGUUUGACCAAGACUGCCGCUCUGGACAACGUCAAGCACGGAAUCCGAAUUAACUGUGUUUGCCCUACGUGGGUGGACACGCCAAUGGUACGAGCCGCUAUGGAAGGGAUCCCAGAACUCCGCAACCUCAUCACCAAUUCCGUGCCUAUGGGCCGUAUAGCGUUGAAGGAGGAAUUGGCCGAUAUAGUGACGUUUCUUGCUGGCCCGGGGUCAAGCUACAUGACGGGCGAAAGCAUAAUAAUGGAUGGAGGUGCAACGUUGACAAUGCAGCACUAA
Molecule: messenger RNA, 813 nt
Organism: Clonostachys byssicola
Lineage: Eukaryota; Fungi; Ascomycota; Sordariomycetes; Hypocreales; Bionectriaceae
Source: the annotation of a GenBank genome assembly